AUGAUGCUAUCAACUAUUUAUUUUGCUGCUACUAAUGGCAGAAACCCUAUCUCAACUCUCUGUCUCUCUCCCUCGCCAAAAUCGCCAUCGCCGCACCCACCCGAUCCCGUCGGCCCGUCGUCCUCAAGUAGUUUUCCGGCAAUCUGCUCCACGCUCGCCCUCAAGCAGUCAAGUUGUUCAACUCAAGGCUCGGGAACUGCUCCACCCUCGCUCGCUCUCGUUCACGGCCAGAGAUCUGCUCCACGCCUCCACCCUCGCCCUCGUAUGUCAACUACCCCGUCAUCUCCAUUCGAAGGUUCGUCUACAAGUCCAAUCCCGAUGGAUAAUUUAAUUGAUGAUAUGGAUGCUGCUGCGAUUGAAAAUGAAGAUAUUUCUCUCCAAGAAGGCCAAGAAGGCCAAGAAGAAGAAGCCGUCCGCGAGGAAAAAAGUGCAGAUGCUCCAUUCCAAAGAAAAAAACGGAAAAAAACUGCUAAAUGCUGGAAAGAGAUGACAACUUAUGCCGACAUAAAAGGUGUUCAGAUUGCCGAGUGCAACUACUGCAAUGAAAAGUUACGAGUGAACAAGACCAGCACCACAACUCAGAUCCUGAAGAAGAUCUUCAUUUUGAAGAAGUUGAAUUGCUUUAAGACAGUGCUCCAUAUUGUUGCUGCCAGUGCCAGUGAUGGAUUUACGCUCCUCGAUAGCAACACAUUGGUCAAUUACCUCACCAUCCACAAUGAAUAUGGGGUUCAGUGA
This is a messenger RNA of Striga asiatica, 735 nucleotides long. The record is from the annotation of a GenBank genome assembly. Lineage: Eukaryota; Viridiplantae; Streptophyta; Magnoliopsida; Lamiales; Orobanchaceae.